AUGCAAUCCCAGGAGCCCGCACCAGUCUAUACGCAAUAUCCAACAGAAUUGCCCCCCACCUUUCCAAUCGGAGUUCACCGCACGGCUCCAUUGGUCAACGUGACAGAACUUCAAGCUCAUCUCCGUCUUCUUGGUGCAAUCUCCAAACUCAAGUCUGACGUUCAGACUCGGGGCGUCUCUGCAAGAAGCAAGGACACUGCCUGGGUCGUCUUUGUCAACCGUGCCGUAUUUCGAUUCUUUGAAUGGGUAAACGCACUAUGGAUACCGUCUGAGCCCGGGUUGGACGAGACGCGAGUACCGCCGCUCGAUGUACUGAUGGUCUGGCAUACAUAUCUACUCAAUCCGAGGACGUAUUUCGAGGACAGCCAGCGUAUGGAAUCAGUCUAUGCGAAUAACCUGCGCAAGCUUGCUGAAAUGCCGCUGACAUUAAUUGCAUCCCUCAUCGAUGGUCAAACUCUGGACCCUCUGCCUCCUUCGACGGAGAGACAGCAGUUCUUCGAGCGAAUGACCAAACUCUCGUGGUAUAUGCCACUUUCUACAGAAUCCACAGAAACUCUUUGCGUCUAUUGCCCAUUCUGCAAGAAUGCCAAUCCGAAUGUGAGAUGGGUGACGGACCACGACACUGGUUAUGCGCAAACAAAGUUUACGCAUCUGUGUCAGUCGUGUUACAAAGACUUUAACAAAGUCGCACUCGGCAUGCGUCGCUUUGUAGACGAAGUGUCACUUCGAAGAUCCGGCUCGGUAGUCUUCUUUUCUGAGACACUGCUGGACCCUCCUACCGGAAAGGUCGAUGAAGCAGCGGCCCGAAAAUUCAUCGCAAAGGCGUUCAAGGCACUGGAUGGCCAGUACAAAGCCCUGAGCGUUCUACAGGGCCCAAAUGCAGAAGAGGAGGCAGCCAAACUCGGUCGGGUGUUGAAUUGGGAUUUUGAGAUACUCUGCGACCGGUUGCAUGAGGGUCUCAGGCCAAAUUCACUACCUGAUCGAAGUAAGCGAAAUCCUCGUCUCCAGCGGCUCGCGGUUGCAUAUAGUAACCCUGGGUUGGCGUCUCUUGAUCUUGUGGGCGCAGUCUUACGACAGGGAUCCUUUAUUUCGAAGAUGGACGAACUUGGAUGGACUCGGCCUGGCCGGUUUGAUUUGGUAUCUGAAUCCGCGCCGUUGGUGCGCUCCAUUGCACGCUACCAUGCGUUUCUGGACCUUAUGAUAGCCCACAACUCUACCUUUUGCGUGCCUACUUUGGACAUUGACCUGGCAUGGCACACCCAUCAACUGAAAAGUGUCCACUAUCGAGCAUCCACGACCCAACUUGUUGGAAGAUUCCCUAACCACGACGACAAUAUCGGACCAAACAUUCUCUCGACUGCAUAUGACCUCACUGCCAAGGCUUGGAAGAGGAGAUUCGGGGUUCCGUACAGUAUCUGUGGGUGCGUACCGGACGGUGAACCAGAGUCACGCAUAAGCAAAUUCGCGUUCAAGAUUUCGAGUGGAUUCAAGAAACGAGACGACAGCCAUGGAUCACCGGCGAACAACACACGACCGGACCUUGUGAGCACGGAAGAAGACGAGGCGGACUCGUCUCAUCCAUCUGAACACACGAUUAAGUUUGUCAACCCGAGUGAUGCCACCAUGGCCAAAGUUCGAGCGGACAGACAGCAUAGAGUGGACAAGUGUGUUGCGAGUGCCCGCAAUGGCGCGGCGCGUGAUCCGUGGAGGGGACUUCAAGCGGAGAGGAGCAAGAGAGAGGGACACAAGGAAGCGUUUACAGAUUCACACUCGUAUGCGGCGUAUUACCCUUACUGGGGGGUGUCUGCUGCGAUUCCACUUGGGUACGCAUCUUUUCUUGGGCUCGUAUACGUCACUGGAUGA
Serendipita indica DSM 11827 is the source of this 1863-nucleotide messenger RNA. The record is from the annotation of a GenBank genome assembly. Lineage: Eukaryota; Fungi; Basidiomycota; Agaricomycetes; Sebacinales; Serendipitaceae.